AUGAAUAACAACACUUUUCCUAAUAGUAUUAGGAGAUAUAUUUUGGAACGCGGCGAUGAAGACAGGGAUAUGAAUAUUGAUGUUGAUAAUGAUAUCGAUAGUUUUGAUAUUGCCAAAUUCGACUAUAGAACAUUAUUUGAUAAAAGUGCGAAUCAAAAUAUCAGCCAUACCCAAAUGGUGUAUAAAUUUUUUCGAAUUGAAAAUAUAUCUGAUGUGGAUACAGUUCCUCAAAAGCACAAGUGGUAUUUUGACGAUCAUCCAAAUGAAUGGAAAAAAUUAUUUAUCUUCUUUUGUGUUAUGCCAUUUACAGAAUAUGAAUUUGAAGGACCUGAUGGAAAUUUAUUAAACCCUGAUACCCUACGUAAGGCCAGUCUGAGCCAAGCUACUGACAACAUUCUAAUUCGGACUUUUUCGGAUAUAGAGUUUGAACCAUUCAACGAGGAAAUUCCGGAAAGAAGAUUAGCAAAUGGCUUGCAAUGUAUUUUGAGAACAGAUCUAUUCUCUAAUACGUUUAGCGAGGAUCAAAGAAAAAAAGUAAUUACAAAUUUGCUCUAUGUUGGUCUUCAAUCAAAGCAUAAACUUGUUAAGCAUAUUCGAUCAAAGGCAGAAUUUACGUAUAGAGAUAAUUUCAAACAAUACUUAUUUAAACCUAUAA
Debaryomyces tyrocola is the source of this 655-nucleotide messenger RNA. The record is from the annotation of a GenBank genome assembly. Lineage: Eukaryota; Fungi; Ascomycota; Pichiomycetes; Serinales; Debaryomycetaceae.